UUUUGGAUAUAAAAGCAAUGCAAGAAAUGAGCUAGUUACUGCAACUCAGUUUCAAGAAACGUAAGAGGUGGUGGUGGAGAUGGAAGCAAUGGCGGUCAAGACACGGGAGGCGGUGGAGGAAGUCGGUUUGCAAUGGCUGCAGCGGCGGCCUCGGCAUCAGAACGACACUAUUACUGCUGCCAAUGGUAAUGGUAGCAGUACUGUCGAGGAUGGAGAAGAAGAGAUCAAUGGAAGUGUACUACUGGAGAAGAUGGAAGAGAUUGGAGGUACUGAACCUACUGAAAUAAGAUCUUCUGAAACUUAUUAUACUACAGUGGAUUCCUCUCUUUCUAAGGCUAAUGGGAGUACCAGAGAAGAAGAAUUGGAUGUAAAACUGAAAAAAAUAGACAUCCAAAAGAUCCUGAGAAGUGUCAUUACACAUCAAGAUGAGGAAACUGUGAAGCAUGAAACUUCAUGUGAAGAAGAAUACAUGCUUUUCAAACUGUUAAGUGAAGGAACAAAAGAACUUGUCAACAUUAACAGAUUCGAUCAUAAAGAAAGCAAUGAAGAAAUAGAAUUUGAAUUUGAGAGGGUUGUAGAGAAGUUAGAUCAGCACAGUGUGCACUGUCCUAAAUGUAAUUCUUGCAUUACCAAAGUUGUUCUUCGUAAAAAGGUAAGGACUAGUACUGUUCCUCCUAAGCCAUUUGGUCUGCUUAAAUGCUUCUCCUGCUUCAGCAUUUUCAUUCCCAAAGGGAUUUUUCGAAGACCAAAUGGGGUCGCAAACGAACAAAGUUUACACAAGACGUCAUCUGCACUAGAUGAAAAUCUUUCCUCUAUUUUCACUGAUGAUCGCAAGGGGAAAAUGGUGAAGAUUGAUCAGCAGCAAGGGAGGUUUUUUGAUAUAUUCCGGGCUUCUACGAGCAAACAAAAUCCUCAGCCAACAUCUGCCAUAACUGGAAAUUAUCCCACUUGCGUCACAUAUGAGACAGCGAGUGUGGUGAUUGGUCAAGAAGAAACUAAAGCACCACGCGGACAGAAUUAUUAUCCUCCAUCACCAUCACAAGAAUCUGUGUCACCUGGUAAAGCAGUGUCCAAAACUGAAGUUGUAAAUAAUGUGAUCAAUGGACCCGAGCGUGCUCCUUCAACCAACGGAGUUGUACCACCUGGAGGUCUUGGACAUCUUGCAAUCAACAUAAAAGACGGAUCAGAUGACAAACUUUCCAUAAAAUCAGAGGGUCAUCAAACUGGAGACAGAGAGAUUAUUGAUGAUGAAAAGUCAGAAGGGACCAUUGAGCGAGGAGCUUCUAUAAUAACUUUAGAUGAAGAAGGUUCUAAAACAUUGGAAAUCCUAAAGAGCGUUGUUUAUGGUGGGUUAAUGGAAUCAAUGACAAGCCUAAGUGUUGUGUCAUCUGCAGCUGCUGCAGAUGCCACCACAAUGAACAUUGUAGCUAUGGGAUUGGCAAAUCUGAUUGGUGGACUUUUCAUUAUUGGUCCUAAUCUUAGGGAACUAAAAAAUGAAGAGUCUGGACAAGUAGAUAGGUACAAAGAAUUACUGGGCCAGAGGAAGAAUUUCUUACUUCAUGCAACGGUUGCUGUGCUAGCGUUCCUCAUUUUUGGCUUAAUCCCUCCAGUAGCUUACGGCUUCUCAUUUCGCCAGAUUGAUGACAAGGACCUAAAGCUUGUGGUAGUCGCAGCAGCUUCUCUUCUGUGCAUUGCUAUACUUGCAAUUGGGAAGGCUUACAUCCAGAAGAAACCCAACUUUUACACAUAUAUCAAAACUGUACUGUACUAUAUUAGUAUGGCAGUUAUGGCCUCAGGCAUUUCUUAUGCUGCAGGUGAAUUAAUCAAGAGGCUCGUGGAGGAGCUUGCUUGGUUUGAUUCAAGUGUAGCUGUCACUCUGUCCCUUCCUCAGGUGCAAUCAGUAAAUCCAGUUUGGGGGUCCUACUGA
Camellia sinensis is the source of this 1927-nucleotide messenger RNA. NCBI's taxonomy places the organism in Eukaryota, Viridiplantae, Streptophyta, Magnoliopsida, Ericales, Theaceae. The record is from RefSeq and is a predicted model, not a curated record.